AUGAGCCAGAUGGUUGCACUGGUUGCAAACGUCUUGCAGGCGCCAGGACUUUUAUUGAAUGCCUACUGCGCAAGCAAUUUCCGCAAGCGAAUGCGCGAUAUCAAUGGCCGAUUCUUCAUGCCAUAUUUUAUUGCGUUCGUCCAAUCGACUAUUGAUUGUAUAAUCGGAUUGACACACAUUUUGUGUAAUAUAAGUUACUUCCUUCACACACCGAACACAGCCACCGCCGGCAUUGUCUGCAUCCUAAUGUCUGGCGGUUUAAUCGACAUGGCCCUCGGAAUGCGGUCGUUAGUCAACCUAGGAGUUGCCGUUUUCAAUUACAUAAGACUCCUUUACCCGUUCACGUCGAGCCCUCUUCAAUUUAAAACGCUGAUCAUAGUCAGUGCGACAAGUAUAGUAAGUACUGCUUCAAUAGCUGCCAUUGAAGACUUCGUGGAGCUGAAACACAAGGCCACGAAUGAAUCCUGCGCAGUACAAAGCAGCGAGGACAGGACUGGACACAUGCUCCUAAUGUUGGGACGCCUGAUGACACUGUUUGCCUUUGUUUACCUCUAUCUUUUACCCGCACUGGGAACAGUUUAUCUGUAUAAACAAACAAUAGGUUCCCUCAGCCGAGACAUUGCAGACAUGGACAGUAGCUACGAUGAGGAGGGGUCGGGAACCGAUAGCAGUGAUGUCCUGCGCUUGGUCCUCUUAGAGCUCGAGAAGACAAUGAUACUCGACGGCUUAGCCAUGAUUGUCUUCUUCGGCAAUGUAUUUGUCAUUUCGUUCAUACAAAGAUUCUGCUACGCCGCACUCGACGUGGAAAUGAGAAGGGGAUCUGUUGGACCGCAAUUGAGGAGAUUAUUUGCUUCCACUUACUGCACCUUCUACAUUAUAGUUAGUCUGAUAUUAAGGCGGGUCUAUCGUGCUCCAGCAGAGGAUUUGUUAAAACUCCUGAAUUAUAAGCCAAAAAAUAAAGCCAAAAAAUUUUCUGUCGAAUAA
This is a messenger RNA of Mesocestoides corti, 984 nucleotides long. The record is from the annotation of a GenBank genome assembly. Lineage: Eukaryota; Metazoa; Platyhelminthes; Cestoda; Cyclophyllidea; Mesocestoididae.